Molecule: messenger RNA, 1626 nt
Organism: Macadamia integrifolia
Lineage: Eukaryota; Viridiplantae; Streptophyta; Magnoliopsida; Proteales; Proteaceae
Product: receptor-like serine/threonine-protein kinase ALE2
Exons: 6
Coding region: 505-1611 (368 amino acids)
Source: RefSeq, a predicted model, not a curated record
GAGAGAGAAAGGUGGGAGAGAAAGAGCGGUAAGCCAAACCAAAAAGCAAGAAACCACCUCAUUCUCUCUCUCUAGCUUGCAGUUAACAGUAGUAAAUAGUCCUCAUUUUCUCAAGAUCUGGGACUUGUUCUUACUCUCAAUCUUUUGCUUGUUUCAUUGUACCUUAUCAAGAUCCACUAUUCUUUUACAAAAUGGAUCUGCUCUUGUCUCAUCAGGGCUAAACCUAAAAGCCCUCUCUGGAAGCUCGCCCAUGUUCCAUGGAUCUGCAAGCCAACCUGCAUUGUUCUCCUAGAGCCAGGAUUUCAUGACCACAUGCUUAUUUGGACGCUCUGAGGUAGCUGGAGUCAUGCAAUUGUUCAGCUCGGAGGCUGACGGGGAUGAAGAGUUGGGACGAUGGAAUGGGUUUUCCGGGGACUUCUCGGGUUGUCUUCUCAAGAGUUUCAUCGCAUUUGAGUUUGAGCUUUCUGGGUUUUUCUGAUAUGAAUUUGAUUCUGGCGAAGGAAGAUGCUGUCACUGAUGAUCCUUCUUCUUCCUCUGCUCAAUUUGGUUUCUUCUGGUUCCGGAAGGGAAUAUUCAUCUGACAACUCGGGCUCAUUCUGGUUUUUCCAAGGGCGAUAUUCCUCACAUACAACAACAGUAAUAUCCAUUCAAGCAAGAUCAUUGCCUUCAAAUCUGGCAUUUUCUUUAUCAAAACCACCCCAACUAUGGAGGGUUGAACGCUCUUUAGGACAAUCAUCUUUGCCUGCUCCUUCUUCAACAUCUGGAGGCCCUGUUACCAGUCCUAAUAGUACUCCAUCAUUGAGGCCUCAUCGUCAUCAUCAUCAUUGGAAGAGACCUCAUGCUGUCUCACCAUCCCCAGCUCCUGUAUCAGGUGGUUGUGAUCAAAUCACAUGUGUGGAGCCGCUUACUUCAACUCCCAUUGGUUCACCUUGUGGCUGUGUAUUACCUAUGAAAGUUGAACUUCAUGUAGGUGUAAGUCUAUAUGAAUUCUUUCCGCUUGUUGAUGAGCUAGAGAUUGAGGUUGCAGCAGGUACAUAUCUGAAACAAAGUCAAGUAAAGAUAAUGGGUGCUAGUGCUGAUAUUCAAGAUCAAGGCAAAACAGUGGUAGACAUUAACUUGGUCCCACUAGGAGAGAAGUUUGAUAGUACGACUGCUAUGCUAACAUAUGAGAGAUUUUGGCAUAAGAAAGUGACAAUUAAUGCAACUCUUUUUGGUGAUUAUGAAGUGAUAUACAUCAAAUAUCCUGGGCUUCCCUCUUCACCACCAUUGGAGGACUCCCUCGGUCCCGUUGGAAGUGGAGACCAUGAAAACCCUAUCAUGGCAGAUUUUCGUGGCAAGAGUCAAAAGAUGAAUACUAGAACGAUUGCCAUUAUAGCUUUAUCUGCAUUUGUGCUCUUCUUGGUAUGCCUUGGCAUGGUCUCCAUCCUCUUGAAAUGCAAGAAAGUUGGAAGAACAUCAACAUCUGUUGGGCCUGCAACAACAUCCUCCAUUACCAAAAGAUCUGGUAAGAUACCAUGCUUAUCUGACCUUCUAAUAGUGGUAGAGCUUAUUAUGAAGAGGAAUCACUUGGUUGUUUUAAUAGUUCUUGCUCAUAUUACUUUUAUAUCUUAAGAAUCAGAAAACAUA